AUGGCGGCCGCCACGUCCUCCGCGACAACCGUCCCGUCCUCCGCAACAACCGUUACGUCCUCCGCGACAACCGUCUCGUCCUCCGCGACAACCGUCCCGUCCUCCGCGACAACCGUCCCGUCCUUAGCGAUAACUAUCAUCCAACCGCCGCCGGGCACGUUGACGCCGAUCGUCGAUCGAUGGCCAGGCAACCCACUCAAUCUCAACGAUCGUCCGGCAUCUUAUAUCGAAACGAUGCGGUAUCUCGAAUCGGAGAACUCCCGGUUGAAGCGGGAGGUGCAAACCACCCAGGAAACUUUCACUCGGGAAAUGUCCAACAUCGAGGCCGUACUCUCUAACAAACUGAAGCUGCUCGACGAGGCGGACACGAAACGCGUCACGCUCGAGCUCAAUAUCAAACGCUUGCGGGAUGAUAACGAAGAUCUCAAGAACAAAUGUAUACCAUUGUUUAAUGAAUGCUCCUGUGAUUUGCAAUCGUGGGCGAAGUGCAAGACACUUACGGAGAUAGAAAGUUCAAAGCAAGUGGAAGUAUUGCUCACUUCUAAACAUUGGAUGAAGGAGCGAGACGAUUUUGCAAAGGUUAUCAUAUCGCGUGUCUUGCGCGUAUCGUGGGAAAGCCCUAUAGAGGGAAGCAUAUUUCUGCCGCAAACGGCAGCAUACAUGCAAACACAGAGAAGAAUAAAUUGUAGCGCUAUUAUCCAUCAGGCAUUGAAGGAGGUUUUGUUCAUGUUUUCGAGAGGGGAGGAUCCUUUGAUAGACGUGUCAUCCGACCGUGAAGACAGUCCGAAUAAUCAAGCGAGUCCUUUGUUAAGUUUUGUGGGGGCUUCUUCAUCUUGUCAAUUACCGAUGAUACCAAUACCAGGCGACAACUCAUCAGAACCGAAAAGUUUUACUUAUUUAUUAAAUUGUUAUACAAGAAUUGCAAUUGAAGAAAGAAAUCAUGGAAAGCAAUCCUGUCUAGUUCUCAACGAAUUUCUCUACGAAAUAGUGGCAAUUUUGAAAGCGCUAUGUGUUCACUAUUCCAGCCUCGUUUUACAAGAGUUAAUGGGCAUUUACCAACCUGCUGUCAUACCUUAUUGCACCACUUAUCUUUUCUAUCGGAUAUUAUCGCAGAACUUACCUCGGGGCUAUCUUCGCGAGCUCGUGGCUAGGACACACACGGAUCCGGAUAUGUUCGAUCAAAUUUUCACUCCAGUCUUGUAUGAGCUGUAUUUCGCGAUACACAAGGCGAGCUUAAACGGCAAUACGCCAAGAAGACCGAUCGAGACGCUAAGCGAACUGAUAGAGAUUCGCAGUGGACCAAACAGCAAUAUACAUCCGAUUUGCCGUUUGAUAACGAAUCAAGUUCAAUUCUUGCCUGAUGUUAUGACAUCAGCAGCCGGAAGAGAGCUCUCGAGAACUUCACUUCUGGGACCGUUUCUCUCGGCAUUGAUAUCUGCCGAAGUGCAACCGAAACUGCUGGAGAUAUUCUUCAUUACAAAUUUUGACAAUCUGAAAAAGUCGACACUCCAGCUGCAGCCAGGGUUGGAGAUUACCAGAAUGUCGUUGCACAAGAUGUUUGAUACGAUACUCGCGAAUAGCAGUUGCCGCGAUGCCACUCUUGCGUACUUGGCGGCGUUGCUACGUCACAACGAGAAACGCGCGCAAAUACAGACGGAGGACAGUCCCUCCUUGGCCGAAGAUGGAUUUAUGUUGAAUCUACUAUCAAUUUUGCAAAUGCUCUCUGUAAAGAUCAAGCUGGAUGCUGUAGAUCCGCUAUAUCCAUUUCAUCCUUCCAAUUUCGUCGAGAUAAAGAACGACACAAGAUUGAAUCUCACUUCGCAAGAGGUUGCGGAAUGGCAGAAACAUUUGGACAGCACACAUAAAUGGACGGAACCGAAGUUUCCGACACAAUGUUGGUUCCUCACGCUGCAUUGUCAUCGCAUCGCGCUGUUACCGGCGUUGCAAAAUUAUCGGAGAAAAUUGUAUGCCUCAGAGAAUUUAGUAAAAAUGUUCGAAGAACUGCAAGCUACAGAAUCUCAAUGGAAAGAUGGUCCUUUAGCGGAGCACAAUAAAGACUUGAUCAAACAAUGGAAGCGACAGUUGAAGCAACUGGUUACAUUCAAAUUAUGUGCAGAGGUAGCUCUGCUAGAGCCCAUCUUUUUGAAAAGAUGCUUACGCUUUUAUAUAUCGGUCGCCGAAUUUUUGCUGAGUCUUCUAACGCAGACUGUUCUGGAUAUUUCGCUUCCCAAACUUCCGUUGUCUCAAAAAGUUAUGUGCAAAUUCACCGCAUUACCAGAAUGGUACAUGGAAGACAUAGUGGAAUUCUUGUUAUCCAUGUUCGAAUUCGGCCCAUAUAUGUGGUGGUUUGAUAUAGAUAUAUCGCCGCUUAUCACUUUGUUACUCGUCGUCGUGUGUACGCCACAUUGUAUACGAAAUCCGCAUCUUAUUGCAAAAAUCAUCAAGGUUCUUUAUAAGAUUCAGGUAGGAGUUUGUACACGAGGAACAGAAACUUUUAGCCACAAAUUCUUGGCACAUCCUAUAUCCAAGACAUUUCUGGCGUCGCAUCUCAUGAAGUUUUAUACCGACGUUGAAAUCAUUAACAUUAAUUCCGAAUUUGAGAAUAAAUUUACAGUAUGUUAUCACAUAAGUGUGAUCUUAAAUUCGGGAACGACCCAAUCGCGAGAUGGACCCGAUGCUCUUCAAGGAGCGCAGAGAAUGCCUACGUCCUUCCUUUGCUCGUAA
Messenger RNA from Formica exsecta, 2724 nucleotides. RefSeq names its product ubiquitin conjugation factor E4 B-like. Gene Ontology annotation, molecular function: ubiquitin-ubiquitin ligase activity. Gene Ontology annotation, cellular component: ubiquitin ligase complex; nucleus; cytoplasm. Lineage: Eukaryota; Metazoa; Arthropoda; Insecta; Hymenoptera; Formicidae. Bases 1 to 2724 code for a protein of 907 amino acids. Gene Ontology annotation, biological process: protein polyubiquitination. The record is from RefSeq and is a predicted model, not a curated record. The transcript has 5 exons.